GAGAACGGGGCCUAAAUGGUGCUGAGCUCUGGCUAAAACGGCUUGGCAGAAGUUACUAUUUCUAGCUUCGUCUCAUCAGGAACCCCUAACAGAAAGAAGAACAACAAAACUUUCAGUCCUUCAAAGGUACGACUGGCAGGUGAUUUAGAAUCUUGUUUUUGACAUGACUGCUAAAUUGUCUCUUGCUUAUCUUUAUGUGCGGUCCGCAUUCUCCAGAAGCCGACCUUGUCUGUCUUUACGUUCUGCCGUACCGCACUAUUCUAAUGGAGCUCAGAGAAUGACGCUCUCCCAACUAAUGUCUCCCCUCACAUUUCCAAGCUCCGGGUUUGACUUGACUGAUGCCUCUGAAAAUAUUGAGGAAGAAACCCUUCCGACGUAUAAGGCAGAAAAGUAUUACCCGGCUCGAAUAGGCGAAAUUUUCAACGACAGGUAUCAAAUUGUUGGGAAACUAGGAUACGGAGUGACAUCGACUGUAUGGCUCUGUCGUGAUCUACAUGAGCCUCGACAUGUCGUACUGAAGCUUUGUGUUUCCUCCUCCAAGCCGAACCAUGAGAUUAGAAUCUACAGUCAUCUCAAUUCCGUUCAAUCUCAAUCUGGCCAUCCCGGCAAAAAUCUCUUUCGACAACUAUACGACUCAUUCGAAGUGAUUGGCCCAGAUGGCACUCACAUGUGCCUUGUUCAACAACCAUUGGGAUUGAGUUUGGAACAGAUGCUCGACCUUCGGCCUACCGGGACUCUGGCUAUACAACUUUUAAAACCUCCGUUACGACAAAUCCUGGGGGGGCUUGACUUCCUACAUUCAGCCAACAUUGUGCAUACAGAUCUCCAAUCCAGAAACAUGCUCCUUGAGAUUGACGAUCCUAAUGUGUUCUCGGUAUUCGAAGAGGCUGAGUUGAAACACCCCGCGCCGAGAAAGGUCCUCGGCGAUCGCGUCAUUUACAAGAGCCGGCGGAUUCCCCGCACACGGUGCCUUCCUAUUAUAACAGAUUUUGGCGAGGCCAGGUUCGGUGAUGAAGAUCACAGAGGACAAGAUAUUAUGCCAGAUGUCUACAGGGCACCAGAGGUUAUUCUCAAGAUGAAUUGGGACAAUAAAGUUGAUAUUUGGAGCAUUGCUAUGGUGUUUUGGGACCUCGUAGCUGGGCGUACCCUCUUCCAAGCCAGGGAUGAUCAGCGACUUCUGGACGAUACACUCCACCUUGCAGAGAUGGUUGCUAUCAUGGGACCUCCUCCUAGGGAGUUCCUGGAACGAAGUGAGAUGAGUUCUAUAUGGUGGGAUAAGAACGGUCAAUGGAGAGGUUUUGCACCCAUCCCUGACAUCUCCCUUGAAAGGCUUGCAGACGAUCUCGAGGGAGAUAACAAAAAGGGACUUCUGGAGUUUCUUCAAAGGAUUCUAUGCUGGAUGCCUGAGGAAAGGCCGACUGCGGAAGAGCUGGUAUUUGACCCCUGGUUGAUGGAGGGGCUUAAUUUAAGGAAAACUACCUAGCGCAAGAAAACUCUCUUUUCGGGCAGAAGUCGGAUCUCAUCCUCAAAAAUGAGAAAGCCUGAUUUCUCAGUUGUUCAAUCUACAAUCAGGUGAUGAUGACAAUAUAACUUCUUCUCACCUCUAACAACUGGCAGAUGUGAGCCAUCUCUUAUGUACUCACAAAGCAGUGUGUCAGCUACUUUUGUUUCUUUCAGCCCAUAUGUCUUCUUUGUUCAGCAUGACUGCCUAUGUAUGAAGUAUGGUAGCAAUUCUGAGAUAAAUUUAAAAGAGUUCUAAUUUGUUCCCCUAUCCACAGAUUGAUGAAAACAGGCAAAUGCCCGGUCCCUGUUACAAAACUACGAUUGGAAUCUAGUGCUGUAGAUAAAGCAUUGCUACCUAAUAACUCUUUAUAUAGCCAGUGAAAUCUCGACAACAUGGUCCACAGGUCUCUGGGUCAGGAAAGAGACACACUGGGCAGAACCUGUGUCCGCACAGGCGGGUUUUCCACUCUGAAGGAUGGUAUAGCAUAUUGGACAUUGACACCGAUGCUCCAGCUCGCUGACCUCAGCCUCAAGCUUGCAGAUCUCCUUGUUUUUCCCAAUCAGCUCUGCACAGUGCUUGAUUUCUAGCUCGGUGUUCCACUUCUUCAGGCGCUGCACUUCUUGUAGGUCCCUGAUCUUCGCGGACCCUGCUUCAAAUACGGUGUGAAUUUUUGUUUUGCUGUCGCCUAUCCUAAUAUCAGCAAAGGGCAAGUCCGGCUCUGAUGGGAGCUUGCCAGAACUGCAUUCAAGUUGGGUAUUUUGCGUUUCAGCGGCUGUGAUUUUGUGGAUGCGGAGGAAUUGAGGAUCGCCGGGCCAUCAAACAGAACCUCAUAUUCUUGGAGGCUAUUGUCCAUAAGGCGUCUCUUUCUCCGUAGCUCUCGCGGCGGGGAUCGAGGUGCGUCCGUCUCUGCAUCUGUAUUGUUGUUAAUGACAAUGGUGCUGCGGGGUUCAGCUUCGGUAGAAGCCAUGGCUCUGAACGCGCUCGUUGAUGUUGGGUGACCUUGGGCCGUGCAAACAGGCCCCUUCGGUGAGUUUCUUGCGGUGGUGGAUGGAGAAUGGAAAUGGAAUUUAAAGAAAGAUGGAGUCGGGGGAGGAGGAAAAGGUGGGGGUGGGGGGGGGGGGAAGGCCAUAUAUAUACCCAACGGCCGAAGGAGAGGUCACGAUUUUACCUCUCCGUUGACGUAUAGCUUGCGUUGAUGCGAGAUGUUGCUCCACUUGCUAACCAGGGCUGGGGACGCUCGGAUUAUGCUUCAGAGUGAGAAGAACGAUGGAUCUGGAGGCGAAGGGAGCCCUCUGUGUAUACCAAUAAAUGGGGGGCAGUCACGGUGUGCUCGGUGCUCGUCUCGGGAUGCUCUCUCCAGGCAUUGAAGCACGGCGCGGCAGCCAACAGUAUCCGAGGACGAAGUCUGAAAAUAGAACUCAUGCAGCAGUGGCGUCCCCAUGUACAUGGAUUAGCAUUACGUCUCACCCUCCGGGGUUGGCAGAUACAUGGGGUUUGGAUUCAUCUUGAGGGAGUUCCCUCCAAAAUUCUGUGGUGUUGUACCGCUUUGCGGGGCCCUACGAGACAUACUCUUUCCUUACAAUGACAAAGGUCUU
Messenger RNA from Blastomyces dermatitidis ER-3, 3099 nucleotides. RefSeq names its product CMGC/SRPK protein kinase. The transcript has 4 exons. Bases 164 to 1483 code for a protein of 439 amino acids. NCBI's taxonomy places the organism in Eukaryota, Fungi, Ascomycota, Eurotiomycetes, Onygenales, Ajellomycetaceae. Gene Ontology annotation, biological process: protein phosphorylation; regulation of mRNA processing; spliceosomal complex assembly. The record is from RefSeq and is a predicted model, not a curated record. Gene Ontology annotation, molecular function: protein kinase activity; ATP binding.